UUCGUCCCCCACCCGCCGCAAUCCACAUCUACGGCCUUGUCAAUGAAUGCCAUUGACUCUUUCCCUGGCCUCCCCAGGUAGCCAAUGCUGCUUCCUCGCCAACACGUCACGCAUUGCCUGCAUUUCGCCCGCUCACAGCUUGGAGCCCGGCUGACUAUGGAUAGCACUUGCCUGUCUCAAUUUCACCCUGUCCAAUCAGAUGUCGUAGCAGACGGACAUGUCUUGCCUGGUUGGAAAUCACAGUCCAAUGCAACAACUCAAGCUGGCAUUCAAGCGCUAUUCCCUGAGCCCCGCCAUGCUAUUCCUCUCGAUUUGAGACGGCUCUCAAGCAUCCCCACUCCCUCCACCCAGGAAGCAAGAUCAGCUGCAAUAUUUGACGAACAAGCUGCAACACUUGAUGACAAGUCUUUUCUCACUGAGGCAGAAUCCAUAGCUAGCGAUGAACAGUCAAAGUUUAGCCAUGCGACUGAUCGUCUGCGGCGGCGGCCUCAGCCUAGUAGGAACAAACUCAAGGCCCGGCGGAUGAGUCAGCCAACGCUCCUUCUAAAUGCUAUCCAUGGACAGGCUCGGACGCUAUAUUCACAACCACAACAUGGGAAACCUGACCUAGCCUACGCCAGCCCCCGUGUGAGAGGGGCUCGUGGAGUACUUCGAAAGAGCUUCAACCGUCGCAACCAAGUAUUAGAUCAUACUAUCGAUCUAGAGAAAAUGCCAAUAUCCCUCUAUACUAUUCUAGCUCGAUACCUCCGAAACCGGACAUUAUCCCCGUGGGGAAAAUCUGAACAUCGAUUCACCGAUCGCGAGGUCGCUGUCUUGCAAUCGCAGAGCUAUUCUCCCCACAACGUCGAACGGUGGGCAUCCUGUCUACUCACCAGGGACUCGUAUGUUGCUGCAAGGAUAUUUCAGCCUGGAAAUCCCAACCCGCCCUUUUUCCUGCUAACCCUUUUCCUGUUCCGCAAGCACAUGACCGCAUACGCUCUAGGGGUAGUCGCAAGACAUAUCGCGUUAAGGUUGCAGCUCGGUCAUCUCGAUUGGUUGUCGGUUAAGCUUCUUGUUAUACGGUUCCUUCGCCACGCCCGGAUGAUAUGGUCUGAAGCCAUCCCUUGGAUAGCUUCCAUCUUCACCACACAGGCUACCAGAAUUUACGACAAGAUGGGAGGCAAUGGGAACCUCUCCCCAGAAAUAAAGUCCGACCUAACUCACUUCUGUAACUCCUUUUUGUCCCUCCUUGCCCUUCCUACCAGCCAUCACCCGGUCCUCUCUACCCACUAUCAGCAGAGGGCACAAUUCCAAGUACUGAGGUUUAUGGCCAACCGUUCUCCCGCGCUGAUCGUCACCAGAGUUGGCUUUAGGGCAGUGACCAGAGUUCAUCUCGCUCAACGCAAGACACCCCAGGAGCAGGAAUGGGCAGUGCUGAAGGGCGCCUCAUGGCCGCCAUGGAAGGAAAAUCGGACAGCUAUGGAUGAAGAGAAGAAUUUCGAGUUUGGGAGCUCUCGAGCAUCGAAGAUCAUUCAACGCAUGUAUGAGGCCGGAUACCCAGGUGACAAAUUUGAAGAGGCUGCCGAAGUCUAUGCCGGAUGGGACAUAGAUCAGAGUCCUACCAUUCAAACACGGACGUCUUUUCCUGGAGUGUCAACGCAUUACGGAAGUAGUAGAAGGUUUCGUUACUUCCUUUGGGCGGCUCGUAUCAGGGCGACGCGAACAAAGAGGGAGGCCUGGGCUUGUUUCCUUGCUUACGAAGCUUCGAAAGUUCCCGCACGUCAAGAGGUGUAUCAUGCCAUGUUCGAGAAGCUCGUUCACCCAGAGUUGCAAGAUGCACCGACCAGUUCCCAUCACGUCCGAGCUCUCCCUGACACGCAGCUUGACAAUCAACUUCUUCCAGGCGAUAUAAAGGAAGUCUUCCCAGAGCCUACGUCGCCUUUAGACCUAAUCUACAUUAGCGAGCCUAUACCAUCAUAUGAGCAACUGUUCCAUCGAAUGGCGGGAACAAAAAUCAGACCCACCAACCGAUUCUUGGCGUUCCUUGUGGAGACGUCUUCGGAUUUCCACAUGAUAUUGAGCCUUUUGGAAUCUAACAAGGAUCAGUUUGACGGCGGGAUACAGGGCCUACUUGACGGCUCACACCUGGACGAGUCCUCCUUACAAACCCUUCCAGGGUAUUUUCUCGCGGCUUUCGUGGGCUUUCUGUGUCGGUUUGGUCGCUAUCCUCGAAACCCUUCUGUCAUUCCCGCUUUGCUGUCCCGGGAAGAACACGAGGAAAAACUCAAUACGGACCGCUCAUAUCUCAUCGACUAUGCUUACGCCCUUGUCCUUCGCUUCCCACCACGUUACAGACCCGUUUGGACGGCUUACAUGCAAAAGCUCAGUGGUCCAUGGCGCACUCACGCAAAUAAGCAGAAACCCCUCAUCAUCUACAAGAUCAUGUGCGAGCUAGUCGACAAGAUGCACGAAGUUGACCUCGAACUCGACGACGAGCAAUUCCGGCUCAUCUGCACUGCACUCCGCCAUGCAGCUCUCUGCGCCCUCCGAGGAUUCUUCUCUAGCACUGACACUAAUUUUGUCCUUUCUACCGGUCCACGCCAGAUCAGAACGCUUUUUCACACCCUAGUUAGCGCAAACAUCGAAACCUCUCAUUUCUUCCAGCCCACCCUAACUCCGAUCCCGAUCCCACCGCAUAUCCCCGGUCCAGCCGUCCUCCAUGCAUAUGUCCGCGCCCUCGGCGUCCUCUGCGAUUUCGAGGGCUUGUAUUCCUUCUCCAACUGGGCGUUCUGGAAUUCUGCGGAAGUCACGGUGCGCGCGAAUGCGCAGUCUGGAGGGCCGGUGCUGUGGCGCAGGACGUUGGUUGCGCUGAGGGCAGGCUUGGAUGGCGCGUUCAGAGAGGGAAUUAGAAAUGGAGAUAAAGAUGUGGCGCCUGAGGACCUGUGCGAGUUGGUUAGGACCCAGGUUCAGGGCGAGGAGGUUGAGGGGUAUAUUGGUGGGAAACGGAAGGGAGGGCUUUAG
Molecule: messenger RNA, 3000 nt
Organism: Lindgomyces ingoldianus
Lineage: Eukaryota; Fungi; Ascomycota; Dothideomycetes; Pleosporales; Lindgomycetaceae
Exons: 4
Coding region: 85-3000 (971 amino acids)
Source: RefSeq, a predicted model, not a curated record